Molecule: messenger RNA, 1116 nt
Organism: Exaiptasia diaphana
Lineage: Eukaryota; Metazoa; Cnidaria; Anthozoa; Actiniaria; Aiptasiidae
Product: voltage-gated hydrogen channel 1
Exons: 8
Coding region: 267-890 (207 amino acids)
Biological process (GO): proton transmembrane transport
Cellular component (GO): plasma membrane
Molecular function (GO): voltage-gated proton channel activity
Source: RefSeq, a predicted model, not a curated record
UAUCAACGUUUGAGGCGUUUUCAAUGUUUUGGUAACCACGUAUUGAAUAUCCUACCGAUUCUAGCAAAAAGACACUCAUUCUUACAUCUAAAGUCUUAACUAUAAGUUAGUAGUUUAUUACUGAGUUCAUUUUGCAAGAUUCGCGUAGGUACGAUUAAAUGAACAGGAUUUAGAAAAGAAAUCGCAAGGAGACGAGGUUUUGAAUUGGAAAGCUAGUCUGACAGCAGCUGGUCUUGCCUCGAAAAGAAUCAGCUCUUUGUUUAGAAAUGGCUUCCAGAGACGCUGAAACAGCCGAGGAUGGGAAACGGUCAACAUUUCAUGAUGCUGGUAGACGACGAGAUACCCGGGAGUGGAUGCGAGGAUGCUGUGGGGUUUUACAGCGUCAAUUUGGAGAAAUGCUGACAGGAGUCACGUGGCAAAUGACCAUAAUCUUAUUGGUUCUCAUUGAAGUGGUCAUUAACAUAAUUCUACUUUUAAUCAGUUUCCACGUCAUAAAAGAUUCUGAAGACCAUUUCGCGUCUAACAUCCUCCACUUUGUAGCAAUAUCGAUUCUAUCACUCUUCGUUCUCGAGAUAGCUCUCAAGCUGUUCGCGCUGGGAUUCAGAUUUUUUUUGACAGAGAAGUGGGAGCUAUUUGACGCCACCAUUGUUCUAGUUGCUUUUACCACGGAGAUUAUUCUAAGGGUAAUGCAUGCUGAAACCUGGAGAGGUUUGGAACUGACAAUYGCACUUAGAUUAUGGAGAGUGCUAAGACUUGUUUCAGUGAUGAUAUCAUUCAAAGAAGAGUUCUACGAGCUGAUAGACGACGAAAUCGAUGGCAAACGCAAGAAUGAGCCAAAAACCGAAACAUCUGAAGUAGAAUCUCUCCGAGAUAAACACCAAGAAAACUGAAAACAAGUCCAGUAUUCAGGAUGUAUCGUCUAUAAUUUAAUAACGCAGUUCGCACGUGCGUAGUCGUGCGAGAUAUGUUGGGGAAUAUUGUUUUCAUAUAUCAUUGUGUUCACAAACAUAAUAAAUCCAUCUUAACAAUGAUAAUAAAAAGGUCUAAAAAUAAAAUAACAGUUAUGUCGUUUUCUCCGUUGUUUUUUGCAUUUGAAAAUUAAACAUAUUUUAAAAA